Messenger RNA from Cylicocyclus nassatus, 573 nucleotides. Lineage: Eukaryota; Metazoa; Nematoda; Chromadorea; Rhabditida; Strongylidae. The record is from the annotation of a GenBank genome assembly.
AUGUCAGUGAUCCUCAAUGGUGAAUGUCUAGCUGUUGGUGAACCCAUGGCCAUGUCCACUGUCCCGCCUAUGCCAAUUCCGUCCCUCUGCUUAACUACAACCGGCUGGGAAGAAGGGCGUGUUGAGCACAUGGAGGACGAGUUAAAUACCUACGCGAAGAACUCGCGCAAGUUAAAGACAGCUGGCUGCGGAGAAGAGCACCAUAAGUCAGCUGAAAGAGGUGGUUGGAAAAGUUAUGGACGAAUCGCGGCAGCGCGAGGAAGCGCGAAAGGAGUUGGCGAAGGAAAUACUAGUACGGGAAGUGCGCGGAAUGCGCGAGUUAGAAAUGGAAAAGGGCAAGGUGGUAGAUUUGCAAAAGACCUGGUGAGCGCCAGAAGAUAUCUACCUAUCCAGCGCGACGUGAUGGACCAGAACUAUUAUGCUAGUCCUGAGGAAGUGAAGCAGAAGCUGAUCCUGUGCCACCUAGAACGUCAGAAUGUCAGUGAGACGAUUAUAGAUAUCGACGCUGACGGGUAUGCCAUUAUGACGAUACUGCUGCUAGAUGGCAGCGAAUAUCAAAAGGAGUGUGUUUGA